AGAAGAACCGGGACGUUCCCUCCACCGCACACAAAAUAUUGUCUUGCAACUCUACACUUUUCGUAUCUCUAUGAUGGUUCGCCCGUCGGCGAGUUGGCAGCGCUUCCGGCUUCCUUUGGGCUCUACAUCCGGGUCAAAAGCUGCGCCGGCUUCCGUUUCGUUAAUCCCCUCACAGCUGCUUCGGAAGUCUUGUCAGGCGAGACGUGACGUGAGGGGGCAACGCCAGGAACCAACGCGGGCCUCUCACUUUCGUGAGGUGGACUAAGGGCUAUUCAGGAUUAGAGAGGCUUAAGUAGAUAAAAAAAUGAAGCUUUACAGUCUAAGCGUCCUUUACAAAGGAGAUCCCAAAGUACAUUUACUGAAGGCUGCCUAUGAUGUGUCAUCAUUUAGCUUUUUCCAGAGAUCCAGUGUUCAGGAAUUUAUGACCUUCACGAGUCAGCUAAUAGUAGAGCGUUCAGAGCCUGGCAGCAGAGCUUCUGUAAAGGAACAGGAAUAUCUCUGCCAUGUUUAUGUACGGAAUGAUGGGUUGGCUGGAGUGGUGAUUGCAGACAAUGAGUAUCCAUCCCGGGUCUGUUUCACCUUGUUGGAUAAGGUGCUGGAUGAAUUCUCCAGGCAAGUUGGCAGGAUAGACUGGCCUUCUGGAUCCCCAGCAACAAUAAACUACACAGCAUUGGAUGGUUACCUUAGUAAAUACCAGAAUCCUCGUGAUGCAGAUGCAAUGACAAAAGUGCAAGCAGAGCUGGACGAGACCAAAGUCAUUCUGCACAAUACCAUGGAGUCUUUGUUAGAAAGAGGAGAGAAACUGGAUGACUUGGUGUCCAAAUCAGAGGUUCUUGGAACGCAGUCAAAAGCCUUCUACAAAACUGCCCGCAAGCAGAACUCGUGCUGUGAGAUCAUGUGACUCUGUUGCCUGCAGCCUGCCACCUGCUCGGGACGACACUCGCAUUCAGAGCUCCCCGAACCAAGCAGUACGAAGAUGCACCCCAGCUAUCUACCAUGGCAGUCCUUGUUUCCAGAUAUAGCCACCUCAGCCAGACUGGAUGCAUGGAAUGGGAUAUGACGUUGGGGUUCAUGAAUCUAAAACAAUCUUUUUUUUCUUUUCUUGGAAAAAGGCAUCUUGGACCUCAAGAUGCUUGUUCUACGGGGUUGAUGAUAGACACUGACUUUUUUCUGCUGGUACUAAAGGGGCUCCUGCUCUGGCAGUCUGGUGGAUAGCCGCUGUGUAGGGUUCUUUGCCCUGCUCCUUUCUGAAACCCACAAGCAAAUGUGGACUCGUGUUCUACAUCUCUUGCUGUAUGCUCAUGUAACACUAAGAAAACAGUCUGACCACAUGAAGAUUGUAUGCUGGUACCAAGACUUGAUUUGCCAGUCUCAACGCAGCAUCAAGUGGUGAUGAUGAAUUUCCCUGUGCGCUAAAAUUUCCUAUGCUAGUUGGGGAAGCGAGGCAGACUUCCAGCCUAUUCAAUCUCCCAGGGACCACCUGUGAACUCAUGUGCUGUUGAAAGACGUAGAAGUAGCCUGAGAAUUGCUGUUUCUGCUUCUUACAAUGUAGUAGAGGAACUCCAAGGGGGUGAGAGCUUGGCCAUGUGAAAGUGCUUUGAAGUAUUUCCCUUGGCUCUACACGGGAAGUUCUUUUGAUCUUGUGACUGCAUUUGCCAAGGAGAUUAAAGCAUUUUCACACCCAAUACUAACUGCCUCUUGCCAAAUACAAUAGAUUUUAAGAAGGUUUGAUAUGGCAUCAAUUACUGGAAGUCUGUCACAUCUCAGAGCUGAUAUGGAGAGGGCUUAUCCGUGAUAUUGGUCAAUUUUCUAGUCAGUGGCUUAUGUUGCUUUUACUAAGCUCUUCCACAUAAUAUGGAGAAGCUGUUUCGCAGUCGGCUGUCCCUUCAUUGGCAAUGUAUUAUGUUUAUGGCUGUUAGGCAGUGCUCCUGCCUGUAGUAUUAAACCAGCAGCCUUUUUUGGUGGCGUUGCCCGGAAGUAUCAUCUGCUGCUUUGCACUAGGCCCUGUGCCAGAGUUUUGUAAAGUGUGACCUGUCCUAUAUUAGGUGUGUUUUAGCCACUGAAAUUGUGCAUCUUGGUGUCUUGUGAUAUUUUUGGCUGGACCUAUGUCCUCCCGACUGGAGCGUUUGUCCCUGCUGGCUAGUUUUAUGUAAAUACUAGAAAAUGUUGUUAAUAACCUUGCCUUUUCUAUCAGUGGUGCCUGAGUACUGAGGCCCAUUCUAUCUUGGAAGGCAGGGGUGAUAUUGUACAGUUGGGGUACCCCUCCAUGCCUUUACCUGCCACAGUUGCGGUGGGAAUGUCUGCAUGUAGGUGAGAAAAUGCAUCACUUCAAAAAAGGCCUGUAUUUGGCAAGGGGCCCUUAGAGAAGCAGCUUUAGUAGUCAACAGGAAGGAAAUGCUACACUAUGCUAAUGUACAUCACUGGGAUCAUGGGGGGCAUUGGUCACCUGGCUCUUGUGUGGGGUGUAUUUGCCCAGGACAAUGACGGCUAUUUUUCUAAUCUAGAUCUAUUAGAAACUGAAGUGAUGCCACUAGCAUAAGACUUCUCUCUUUUCUGAAGUGGCACAUGAAAAGGCGGGGGGAAUUUCUUGGCCUUCCAUUAUAGUGAACAAGCUGUAGCAAAGGGAACAAAUCAUUAUUGACAAGGACUGUGAGCGUGAAUGCAAUUUCUGACUUGCAGUCUGUUCACUUUUUGUGCUUCUAUUUCAUAUUUGACUGUACUGGUUCUCAUAACCGUCUGGAGCAACCAGCAACUUUACAUUGCAAAAAAUGGCUUGCAAUUUGUUACCUGAUGAAAUCUACACAAAGUCCAGGGCAGUAGGAGUGAAAUGGGCCAAGUCAGAGACCCAGGGUUUUAAUAAGCUUCUGUUAUUGUAGUUGACCUGUGUAGUUGUGGUGGUGGGUGCCCUGGGCUUUUGACAGUUUGGCCACAUUUACUUGCUCUCUGGGCCUGAGCUGCUCUCACACCCUGGCCAAUCAUAAACUUGAAUUGACGUUAUGCAGGCUGUAUUGGCAAACCCAAUGCAGCACCCCUCUUGGUGCCAGUAUGUAUCGCCAGCCUUAAUUUUUCUUUCUUCCUCCCAUCUCUACUUUAGAUGUAUCUGAGGGCUGUCUUUUCUGUAAAAUCCAUUUGUGUUACUGUCUUCUGGGCUUGAUAUUAAUGAGCUCUCCUAACAAGAGGGUAGAUAGAGAGCUGGAGUGAUUUCCAUUUCUUCUUGCUUCGGAAGAGAACUGUUCUUCCCAUGUGUCAUUCUUUGAAUGAAAAUGCACUCCAGAGACUUGCCCAGAGAAGUAAGCAAGGCUAAUUUGUUCAUGCUUUGCCACUUAGGCUCACGUGCUCACAUCUAUUCCUAUCCUCUUUCUAAUGUGGAAGCUUUUACUAAAGAUUGUAUUUUAAUAAAUAUUGCCUAACUUCUGUAUGUACUGGUUACUGGAUUAUACCUAUAUGGAUAAAGUUGUUAUUUGAUUGUUCAAAAAUA
Messenger RNA from Rhineura floridana, 3478 nucleotides. RefSeq names its product YKT6 v-SNARE homolog (gene YKT6). The coding region runs from base 305 to 901 and encodes 198 amino acids. Gene Ontology annotation, cellular component: Golgi apparatus. Gene Ontology annotation, biological process: endoplasmic reticulum to Golgi vesicle-mediated transport. The transcript has 8 exons. Lineage: Eukaryota; Metazoa; Chordata; Lepidosauria; Squamata; Rhineuridae. The record is from RefSeq and is a predicted model, not a curated record. Gene Ontology annotation, molecular function: SNAP receptor activity.